AUGGAGUCUUUGCUAGGGUUUAAGGAUCAACCCAGUAGCGAAGUCAUAUCAGUCAAAUCAGACUGCAGCUUUAAACUGGUGCCAUGGAUUAACUGGGAAGAGUGGGACUUCGUCAAAUCCUCACUUUUUUCUUCUACUCCACAAUCCAUUGCCACAGCCCUUCAAAGGAUAACGGCGUGGCGAAGCAGAGGAUGCCUUCCCGUGGUGAUUGAAGUUACAGCAUCUAUUAUUGAAAUUCAGCAGAAAGAUCCUUAUUUUAGGAAUGACUUAAGUGGGAAAGCUUUAGAUUCUGAGGAUAUGCUGGCAAUGCUAUAUUGUAUGGCAAUAAUGAGGCUUGUCAAUGGAGUUAUUGAGAAGACUCGCAAGAAGAAGGAGGUUUCAAUAGCAGACGCUGCUGGAGCUAUUGGCAUUCCUCGUCUGUUGAUCGAUAUUCGGCAUGAGAGUUCUCAUCGUGAUCUCCCUUCUCUUCACCUUGUCCGGCUUGCCUCUGUAAAGGCAGUUGAUUGGUUGAAAGCAUACUAUUGGGAACCUCAAAAGAAUGCUAUUCCAAAUCUAGGAGAUACAGCUACAAAUCGCCGAUCAGAAAUCAAGCAUAAGUUAUUGGAAUUAGCUUUCUGCUUGAAAACAAGGAGGGAUUCUAGAUCAGAUUCUACUAUAGUCAAAGGGAAAAGUUCCAAAAAACAGGUAAAUAAGUUGGUAAAGAAUGUGAUUCGCUUCUAUUCUUCUUCCUCUGGAGAAGUAGUAGAGGUGCUAUUGGAACUCUUGCUGUCAGCAUUAGAUUCCUUAGACUUGGUAGAUACCCCGGAAGAUCAAGGGAACAAUCACACAGCUGAGAAAAUGCCGUCAGCGUUUGCUCUAUGGAAGUCUGUUCUCCAUAAACUCUUACUCAAGCAACCAGAACUGGUAUGGGGUCUUCUAAAUGCAUUUAUCGGAGCUCUCGAGACCCAAGCCAUGAAAUAUCAAACAGAUCCUGGAGCUCAGUCGCGUCGUUCUGAACAACUUGUUAUCCUGAUUGAGUGGGUUAUCCAGAAUUUCUUAAAAUCUCCUUGUCUUAGUGAUUCUGCGACUGAUACUGAAUGGUCUACUAUGAUGAAGAAUUACUCCAAGGCUGCUAGAUUUGAACUUCUUCGCAGUUGCCUUGUUGCGACCUCCCAUGGCAACCCCCAGUUGAAGUCGUGUGUUCUUGCCCUUGCACGUAUGAUGGAAAAUCAGCCUCUAUUAUCUAAACUUGAAAAAUUCUUGGCAAUUGCUGUACCAGAUGUAAACGCCGAUGAAGCAUCCUCCUCUGAUGAUGGUAUUUCAGAAAGUUUCCUUUCUCAUCAACUAGAAAUGAUUAAUGAAGCUGCAGGAAAAUUGGAGAAACUAAAGAACCAUCUAAAGAAGAACAACAGAGUGGAGACACAAAUUGACGACGGGAAGAAGGGAUGGGUUAAAGUUCAAUCAUGGAGGCCAUGCCCUCUUGGUAUGCUGCCACAUAAAUUUGGUUUUUCCGGCCAUUACCCGAUUCUCGACAACAAAGUUGCCAAUGAUCGAGCAAGUUCCGAAACAGAAACAGAAAAAGGUCAGCUUGAAUGUACUCAAUCCUCUCACAAGAGAGCAUCCAUUUCUGACAAUGACCAUCAAGAUAGAAUGGCUGCCAAAAGAUUGAAGGAAACUGUAGACGAUUCCCUAAUCGAUGACCCGGAAAAUACUACCUUUGAAGAUUUUAAAGGGCAUCUGAUGAUAGGUGGAGUUUGGCAGAAAGUUAAGGAGGAAGAAGUAUCAGCCAUUGCAUCCGCCAUAAGGAUUCUAGUUUAG
Messenger RNA from Oldenlandia corymbosa var. corymbosa, 1797 nucleotides. Lineage: Eukaryota; Viridiplantae; Streptophyta; Magnoliopsida; Gentianales; Rubiaceae. The record is from the annotation of a GenBank genome assembly.